Messenger RNA from Dermochelys coriacea (leatherback sea turtle), 3646 nucleotides. RefSeq names its product UDP-glucose pyrophosphorylase 2 (gene UGP2). NCBI's taxonomy places the organism in Eukaryota, Metazoa, Chordata, Testudines, Dermochelyidae. The record is from RefSeq and is a predicted model, not a curated record. Gene Ontology annotation, biological process: glycogen metabolic process; UDP-alpha-D-glucose metabolic process. The transcript is spliced from 10 exons. Bases 1257 to 2780 code for a protein of 507 amino acids. Gene Ontology annotation, cellular component: cytoplasm. Gene Ontology annotation, molecular function: UTP:glucose-1-phosphate uridylyltransferase activity.
AUCGCCUGAGUCGGGGGACCCGGAAGAGGCUGCCCCGAGCGUGUUCCGGGUGUGCCCCUCGCCGCAGCGCGCUCCUCCCUGCCGGGCUGGGGAGGUGGAGUUAGCGGGAGCCGCACAGACCUGGGGGGCGGGGAACGUGUUAAGGCGGGCCAGGGGCUAGGCACGCUUCCCCUUCCCCCCACAGCUGGGGGGGGGGGCCUGCGGCUACCCCCCCUUUCCUUCUCCCCCAGAGCUGCUCCGGGGACACAGCCCUGGCUCUGUCUGCCCCUCCCCCAGGAAGCUGGCCUGGCUGAGGACGCCACCCUCCCGUUCUCCCCCUGCAGCGGGCGGCUGUGAGGGAGGGGCUGGGGGGGGCAGCUGAGGACACGCACCCUUUGGCGGGGCGGGCCAAGCGUGAUAGGUGAGAUCCCUGCCCCCCCCCCCCGCCCCGCUCCCUGCCCUGCCCUUUAGGGCAAAGGAAAGGCCCAGCCCAGCCGCCGCGCGCUCCGGUUUCACUGAAACUAUGGGCUGGGAAGGAGCCACAGACCCAUCAGCCACUAGCAGCCCCACACAGCAGCAUAUGGGGGCGUGGGGACAGGCGGGGAAUCCGGCUCGUAAAUGGAAGGAGCCUUCUCGCUAACCUGGGGUGGGGUGGGGGGGUUGGUUUAACGGGAAGGGGCGGGUUCCUUGGCGGACUCGGGAGCAGCUGCUGCUAUUUGCUGGGGGUUUCGUGGGGAACCUGCUAUUGGAAGGAGGCUGUAGUGAGGGGGCGGGGGGGGGGGGGAGUGCGAAAGCAACAGCCUGAGCCGGCGGCCGCCCCAUUCCUGCUGCAGUCCUGCCCCCGGGGGCGGGAGGGGCGGGGUGCUGAAGCGGAGCGGCUUUUAGAUCCGCCUCUCUCAUUGAUGAAAUUUUAAAUUCUUGUGCGUUUACCUUUAAGCAGUUUUCCAAGACUUAAGAGCCAUAUAUUGCAGGGGACAAGUGUAGGAAGAAGCUGGGACGAACCGAGCGGAGGAAAAAUCCCCCCCACCCCCAGUUCCUUUAUUAAUUUUCUUUUUGAGUGUGUGGGCGGCUUCUCUGGGGGAGUUUUCAUCCCCCAAGGGAGUGAUUAAAUAUCUUUCUAAAUUAUUGAUACUGUAUAACUGGUUGACUAAACCAAACACGGAAACGUCUUCUACACAAGGGGGCGACGGGGAAAAUUGCCUCUCCUGGCGUUGAUAGUGUAAUUUUGGUAAAUUCUCUAUUUAUAAAAGGAAAAUAUUUAUUAAAGAACGGAAAAAAUGUCACUUGCAAUAGAUUACAGAAAAGCAAUGUCUCAAGCUGGCACAUCCCAGUUUCAAGAAGUCAUUCGACAAGAACUGGAAUAUUCAAUGAAAGUGGAACUUGACAAAAUACUUGGAACUGCACCUGAGAAUGAGCUAGAGCACACUAAAAAAGACCUUGAAGGGUUUAAGAAGCUAUUCCACAGAUUCUUGCAAGAAAAGGGACCUUCUGUUGACUGGGGGAAGAUUCAGAGACCUCCAGAAGACUCUAUUCAGCCCUAUGAGAAGAUAAAGGCCAGGGGGUUGCCUGUUAACAUCACCUCAGUCUUGAACAAACUGGUUGUAGUGAAACUAAAUGGUGGCUUGGGCACCAGCAUGGGCUGUAAAGGCCCAAAAAGUCUUAUCGGGGUGCGGAAUGAAAACACCUUCUUGGACCUGACAGUUCAGCAGAUUGAGCAUCUAAACAAAACCUACAACACAGAUGUUCCUCUUGUUCUAAUGAACUCCUUUAACACCGAUGAAGACACAAAGAAAAUCUUGCAGAAGUACAGCCACAGUCGUGUGAAAAUAUAUACUUUUAAUCAAAGCAGGUAUCCUAGAAUUAAUAAAGAGUCUCUACUGCCAAUAGCCAAGGAUGUAUCUUAUUCAGGAGAGAAUACUGAGGCAUGGUAUCCUCCGGGUCACGGCGAUAUCUACUCCAGUUUCUAUAACUCUGGUCUGCUUGACACACUGAUAGGAGAGGGGAAAGAGUACAUUUUUGUGUCCAAUAUAGAUAACUUGGGAGCAACUGUGGAUCUUUACAUUCUUAACCAUCUUAUGAAUCCACCAAAUGGAAAAUGCUGUGAAUUUGUCAUGGAGGUCACAAAUAAAACCAGGGCAGAUGUUAAGGGUGGUACACUCACGCAAUAUGAUGAUAAACUGAGACUGGUAGAAAUAGCUCAGGUUCCAAAAGCACAUGUUGAUGAAUUCAAGUCUGUGUCAAAAUUCAAAAUAUUCAAUACAAACAACUUGUGGAUUUCUUUGCUUGCAAUUAAACGACUGCAAGAGGAAAAUGCUAUUGAUAUGGAGAUCAUCGUUAAUCCAAAGACUUUGGAUGGAGGUUUAAAUGUUAUUCAGCUGGAGACUGCAGUUGGUGCUGCUGUUAAAAGUUUUGAGAAUUCUUUGGGGAUAAAUGUACCUCGUAGUCGUUUUCUGCCUGUCAAAACCACAUCAGAUCUUUUGCUUGUGAUGUCCAACCUGUAUAGCCUUAAUGCUGGAUCCUUAACUAUGAGUGAGAAACGUGAAUUUCCAACUGUGCCUCUCGUCAAACUGGGAAGCUCUUUCACCAAGGUUCAAGAUUACCUGACGAGGUUUGAAAGUAUACCAGAUAUGCUUGAACUGGAUCAUCUCACGGUUUCGGGUGAUGUUACAUUUGGCAAGAACGUUGCAUUAAAGGGAACAGUUAUCAUCAUUGCAAAUCACGGUGACCGGAUUGACAUCCCGCCUGGAGCAGUAUUAGAGAACAAAAUUGUAUCCGGCAAUCUUAGGAUCCUGGACCACUGAGUCAAUGUUCAGUUUGUAGAUCCUGCUAAAACAACCUUAUGAUGGAAGAACCUGUAGGCACUGAAAUAAGUGGCACACAAGGCCUAUGCUUUGUCACUGUACCCUGCAGUAUUAAUUUUAAAUAGCUUUCUGUGCUUCUUUUUAACUAAACACAGUGCAAAGGAUGUGCCGAAGUAAUGCUUUCGUCUUUUAAAGAAUUCUGUAACUCAGAUAAUAUAACCUUAAAGUGCAAUACUGUCUGUCUUGAGACAAGAUGGACAUAACUUCUCUAUAAGAAGUUAAGAGGCUUGCCUCUGAUAGUCAAUAGUUUUGAAUUGCUUGUAACUGCAAAAAUAAAGCUGUGAAGCAACAGAUGGUUAGCUCCUUUAUGUAAUUUUUUUAUGAAGUGUAAAUGACAGGUAUGAUCAAACAUUUCACUACUGUUACUAAGUGAAAAAGAUGUUAGAAAUUGUUUGUGUUCACAAACCAUACUUAACCUAGUCACUUCACACCACAUAAGUUAAUAGUUAGGAAUACAUUUGUGAUAUAAUAGUAUAGCUUAAACAUUGAGAGGUAAGGUGGUCAUUAUGAUCUUGUACUCAAGCUGGAAUAAACCGUUCUAAAUUUACCCAAAUCUAAUAUUUUUUUAAAAAUACAUCUGGGUGUAUGUUUUCUAGUGCAUCCUUAAUCUGCCCUUCUUUGCAGUAAAAUGGAAAAAUCACAUGUUGAUUGUACUUAUGUUCAUGUUGUUCAAGGGUGGUGUCCUACAUAAGGAUCAGUUCCCUGUCCUGAUGAUCAUUCUUUCAAUUCUAUAGUAUUUACCUGUAAGCAACUUAUUUUAUAUAAGACUGAAAUGUAUCAUUAAAAAAGUUGGUCUUUAAAAACAA